Passer montanus (Eurasian tree sparrow) is the source of this 283-nucleotide messenger RNA. RefSeq names its product chymotrypsin-C-like. The record is from RefSeq and is a predicted model, not a curated record. The transcript has 2 exons. Gene Ontology annotation, biological process: proteolysis. The annotation marks the transcript as partial. Lineage: Eukaryota; Metazoa; Chordata; Aves; Passeriformes; Passeridae. Gene Ontology annotation, molecular function: serine-type endopeptidase activity.
CAACGACAUUGCCCUGGUCAAGCUGGCAGAGGAGGUGCAGGAGACUGACACCAUCCGUGCUUCCUGCCUGCCAGCUGCUGACAAGGUCCUGCCCAACGACUACCCCUGCUAUGUCACCGGCUGGGGACGCAUCAGGACCAACGGGCCCCUGGCUGACAUUCUGCAGCAGGCUCUGCUGCCCGUGGUGGAUUAUGAGACCUGCUCCAGUUGGGACUGGUGGGGCAGCAACGUGCGCAGCACCAUGGUGUGUGCCGGCGGCGAUGGCGUCGUCGCUGGAUGUGGC